Plasmodium vinckei vinckei is the source of this 3819-nucleotide messenger RNA. Its product is annotated as inositol 5-phosphatase, putative. The transcript has a single exon. Gene Ontology annotation, molecular function: phosphatidylinositol-3,5-bisphosphate 5-phosphatase activity. Lineage: Eukaryota; Apicomplexa; Aconoidasida; Haemosporida; Plasmodiidae. Gene Ontology annotation, biological process: phosphatidylinositol dephosphorylation. Gene Ontology annotation, cellular component: intracellular membrane-bounded organelle. The record is from RefSeq and is a predicted model, not a curated record. Bases 1 to 3819 code for a protein of 1272 amino acids.
AUGUAUGGCUCAAGCCCAAUAGUAUAUAAAAAAUUUAAAAUAUAUAGUAGUCGAAGUAUAAUACUAAUUGCUGGGAUAAAUAAAAAAGAAGACGCAUACAGUAUCUGUGAAUUAAAGAGAACUAAACAAGUAGAAAUAAAAAAACAUUUUGAAAUAUUUGGUAAAUUAAAUUUUCGAAAUUUAAUAAAAAAAAAAAAAGCAGAAUAUUUAUGUACCUGUGAAGGUAUAUUAGGUUGUAUAAAAUUUUUAAGCUAUCCAUAUUUAUAUGUAAUUACUGAUAAAGAAAAGAUAGGAGUUUUAUUUAAUGAACAUAAAGUAUAUAGUGUAAAAAAUAUUUUAUUAAUCCCUUUUAAAGAAACUGUAUUUGAAAAAACACAUCAAGAAGAUCAUCUAGUACAAAUAUUCUACAAUUCAGCAAAUCAUAAAUAUUUAUAUUUUUCUUAUACAUAUAAUCUAGCUAAUAGUUUACAAGAUAAUUAUUUUUUACAACAAGAAUAUUUAAAAGGAAAUAUAAUAUAUAAUAAAAAAUAUAAAAAUAAUUAUAUAUGGAAUUAUUAUCAUUGUAAGCCUUUUUUAAAACAAAAUGUUUUUAUAUGUCUUUUUGUAAUUAAUGGGUAUCUAAUUCAAUCAAAAAUUUCAUUCUCUGGAAAGAAUAUUGAUAUUACUUUUGUAGCUAGACGUAGUUACAAAUAUGCUGGAACACGUUAUAGAAAACGAGGAAUAAAUUAUAAUGGCUAUGCAGCAAAUGAAGUUGAAUCUGAAAUUAUUUUACAUGAAAAAAAUAAUAUAUCUAAUGUUAUUUUAUCUUAUGUACAUCUAAGAGGUUCAGUACCAAUACUAUGGAAUCAAUCUAUUAAUUAUAAAUUAUUAAAGAAACCCAAAAUUAAAUGUCUGAAAACUGAUAUAAAUUAUACAUGUACUAAAAAACAUUUUAGUUAUUUAUUUAAAAAAUAUGGAUACCCAAUUACUGUUGUCAAUCUUUUAAGUAAAAAUAAAUAUAGUGAUGAAGUUCUAUUGUCUAAAGAAUAUAAAACAUGUAUUAACAUAAUUAAUAAACAUAUCCCACCAACUAUUCGAAUUAUAUACAAACAUUUAGAUUUAAGAAAGUCAUAUAAAAUAGGAACUAAAUAUGCUCAAUAUAAUCUAAAACUUUUAUUUAAAUUUUCUUUAAAUAAUAUCGGUUUUUUUUUUAUACAUAAUAAUCAAGUUUUAUCAAUUCAAAGAGGGGUACUUCGUUUUAAUUGUGUUGAUUGUAUAGAUAGAACAAAUGCAGCUCAGAUUUUUAUAAAUAUAUAUAUGUUUAUUAAAUUUGUAACAUUAAUAAAUGUAUUAAAAAAAACAGAUUUAUUUAUAGCUGAUUUAAAACAACUUUUUCAAAUGUGCGAGGAGUUAGGUGAUGCUGUUUCUAAACAAUAUGCAGGUUCAUUAGCUCAUAAAAAAUAUACAUCAGGACAAAAUACAAACCUUUUUAUUCAAACAAAAGAAUUAUUUACAUCAAUAAAAAGAUAUUACAUUAGUUCCUUUAAUGAUUUAGAAAAACAAAAUUCUAUAAACUUAUACUUAGGUGUUAUUCAAUCGAAACUCAAUGAAAUAUCAAAUGCACAUUAUCUCGACACUUAUAUACAUAAUUCAUUUUUUAAAGAUCUAGGAAACGACAAAUUCUGGUGGGUUCUACCUCUAGAACAUUUUUACUAUAAAGUAGAAUCAAUACUUGAUGGAUCCUUCGAUAGAUGUGAAAAAUGGGACAACACUAAUAUCGAUAAAAAUGUAGAAAAAAAAAAAAUAAAAAAAAAUUGUAGAAAAAAAAACAAAACAAAAUUGCAUAUAUCAAAAUUAUCUUUACAUUUAAAAGGGUAUACAAAAAUUGUAAAAAAUAUAAACAACAAUUUAAAAUUCUAUAAUUGUUACAGUAAAACAAACAUUUUUAAAAAUAUGUACAACGCAAAUAAUAUGCUCAGUAUAUUUUUAAAACAAAAUUCAAUGCUAAGUUUGGAACAUUAUUCAAACAUAAAUCAUAUCAAUAAAGUCAUCAAAGAAAAAGAAAUUCAAAUUGAAAACAAUAUAGAGAAUACUAACCAAGUAUCCUUUAAUCUUUUCAAAGAAGUUUGUCAAACAUUUGAACAUUACAAUGUUUAUAAAAAUAACUUUAAUAAAUCUUUUAAAAAUAAAAAUAUUUUCCGACUAAAAAUAUGGAGACUAAUUGCUUGCUACAACUAUUUAAAUUAUAUGAAAAUAUAUUUUCAAUUUUUUUUUCUUAUUUAUUAUUCUUUUUGUUCAAAAUACAAUGUUAUUCAAAUUUAUUUGGAUCAUUUGCGGACCAUCUCAGAAUGGCAAAACGUUCAAGUACCUCAUCAAGAAUCUUCCCAUCGAAACAAAAAAAAUGAAAUAAAUUAUUUAUAUAAAAAUGGAAAUAACUAUAUGCAAAAUGAUACUGAUGAAGAGGGUUAUAUUGUCAACAGGAGUAAUGAUCUAUUCCCCAUUUCAAGUCAGUUUAAUUCUUAUAAAAAUGAGGCUGAAAAUAUCAUUAAUGAGUUUAAAAAACGAGGAAAUAUAGCAAUUUUAUUAAAUUCUUAUAUUAAUUAUUUUUAUAUAAAUAAAUUAAAUUAUAAUUAUAUUCUCCUAAACUUAUCAUAUAUCCCAGACGAAAAAAACAAUGUCGUUUUGAAAAGUAGAGAAAAACAUAGUAAUCACAAUAAGUGUGACAACAAAAUGGAUACACUGACAAGGAAAAAAAAAAAAAAAAGUAUAAGUACAAACAUUUUUAAUGAACUUGCUAUGUCUUGUAGUAAAGACCAAAUGAAAGGGUUGCAUAGUCUUAGUUCCAAAAUAAUGCGUAAAAAAAAAUAUGAUUUAAAAGGGAAAGAAAUUUGUUCAGAAAAUGAUUGCUUUAAAAAAAAAUCAAAACUUAUUUUAGAUAAACAUAAAAAAAAGGAAAAAAAUAUUAUAAAAUUACCAUGUGUAUAUAGCCCAAUUUAUUUUAAUGUAAAAUUAUUAAAAUAUUUUAUGUUUGUUCAUUAUUAUUUUUCUUCUAAUUAUAAUAAUUUACUAAGUAUCAAAAAAAAAAUUGAAACAAUUGGCAUGGAGAUAAAUAAAAAUUUUAUAGAAAUACAAAAUAAUCUUUCUAAAUCAAAUAAAACUAUUACUUUUUAUAAUAUCCAAUUCUAUCUUAAAAAAAUUAUUGAAAUGCAUGACAAAAAUAAUAUGAACACAUUUUUCAAUGAGCUAUACAUGUCUUAUAUUUAUAAUUGCCAUCACUACAAAAAAUUUAACUUAAGUUUCCAUAGGGACAUUAAAAACCUUUUUUACAAUCCCCAAAAUACAGUUACUAGUGGUAAUAACAACAACAACAAUAAUAAUAAUGAUGAGAAAAAAGUAAGUAAAAUAAAAUCAGAAAAAAUUCAAUUUUUACAAGAAUAUGAUUCAUUUGAAAAUAUUUUAAAAGAAAAGAAAAAAAUUAAAUUAAUCGAUGAAAAAAUACAUAAUGAAAUAAAUUAUCAUUAUCAACUAGCCAAUAAAUAUAUGUCUAUUGAUAGUUUCCAAAAAAAAUAUUAUCAUGAAAUGAAACAUUUUCAAGAAAAAGAUCAAAAAAUUAAAAAUUAUUUUAAAAAAAAUACUAAAUUAUGUAGCAUUUCAAAUAAUAAUGAUUAUAAUACUAAAAUAAAUGAGAUCAUUGAAAAUAUUAAAUUAAUACAUACAAAACAAGUAGAUAAAUUGGAAUAUAAAAAUGUUGAAGAUUUUAAUUCACUAUCUGAUAAGCUUGAAAAUAAAAUGAAUUAUCAUGAUUAUUGUGAUCCUUUACGUAGAAAAAUAUUUGCCUAA